Molecule: messenger RNA, 2388 nt
Organism: Pochonia chlamydosporia 170
Lineage: Eukaryota; Fungi; Ascomycota; Sordariomycetes; Hypocreales; Clavicipitaceae
Product: patatin family phospholipase
Exons: 2
Coding region: 1-2388 (795 amino acids)
Biological process (GO): lipid metabolic process
Molecular function (GO): triacylglycerol lipase activity
Source: RefSeq, a predicted model, not a curated record
AUGGCUGAUCUUCUGGUGACAGCCCACAAGGCUCCUGGCCUUCAUGUCACAGAAGCCAAAACUCUACCCCGGGCUGAGAUAAAACUAGAGAAGCUUUCAUCCCAGCAAGCCAGCGGCCGCACACUACGGAAAGUUGUAUCCAGAACAUUAAAGGAUGCCAACGAUGCGCUCCUUUCCUGGAGGGAUGGGUUGACUGCUGAGGAACGUCAACGAGCUCGACUAAAAGAAGAGAGAAAGGCCGUCCUCUCUGCUCACAUGAAGACAGCUGAAACUUACUCACAAUGGAAAACAGCUGCUACAGAACUUGACACCCUAGAGGGCAAUGACAAGUGGAAGAGGGAUACCGCAUCAGGCGAAUAUGAUUUCCUGCUUAUUCAGGAACGCCUCCGCGCUCUUGAUGAGGCUCGACUCAGCAACGACAUCAGGUCCAUGAUGCACCUCAUUCGCACAGAGCUCAGUCGCGAUCUCGGGGGCAUGGACAGUGUCGACUUGUAUCGGCAUUCUCAUGCCGGCACCAAGGAGCUGAUAGAACGCUAUGUUGAGUCGGCCAUCGAGACCAUCGACGCUAUCGUCGCGCAGAGCGCAUUAAAUCGUCACACCAUCGAGGUCAAGGAUCUCUUGGAGGGCAUGUUGUAUUCUCGACAGAGCUUUGGCCGCAGUGCAUUGCUGCUUUCAGGGGGAGGAACCUUUGGCAUGACACACAUUGGCGUUCUGAAGGCCCUGUUUGAACAGCAGCUGCUGCCGCGCAUCAUAUCUGGCGCCAGCGCAGGAAGCAUCGUAUGCGCUGUCAUGUGCACCAAGACAGACGAAGAGAUACCCGAACUUGUCAGAGACUUUCCAUACGGCGAUCUGGCAGUUUUUGAGUCAGAGGACAGCAACAUUGGCGUCCUGGGUCACUUGAAGCGCCUCUUGACAGAAGGCAGCUGGUCCAACAUUGAGAACCUCACCCGGGUGAUGCGAAGUUUGACGGGAGACAUGACAUUUCAGGAAGCGUACAACCGGACUCGACGCAUUCUCAACAUUUGCGUGUCCACUGCGUCAAUCUACGAAUUACCCCGACUCCUCAACUACGUCACUGCGCCGAAUGUCAUGAUUUGGUCUGCAGUGGCCGCAUCUUGCUCCCUCCCGCUGGUGUACACCUCUUCGCCUCUGCUGGUCAAGGAUCCCAUCACUGGCGAACAUCAUCCCUGGACGCCAACUCCGCAGCGAUUUAUUGACGGAUCCGUCGACAAUGAUUUGCCCAUGACUCGCCUGGCAGAAAUGUUUAAUGUGAACCAUUUCAUCGUUUGCCAGGUUAAUCCGCAUGUUGUGCCGUUCCUGUCCAAGGACGACGUUCUUCCGCAGGACAACAAACCCACGGCUCCAAACACAUCGCGCUCCAAUGACGUUGACUGGACGUAUACCCUUACAUCGUUGGCAAGAGACGAGGCUCUGCAUCGGCUGCAAUUCAUGGCUGAGCUGGGUAUCUUCCCCAACUUGAUGACCAAGUGCCGAACAAUCCUGAGCCAGAAAUACUCGGGUGACAUCACCAUCUUACCAGAAAUUGCCAUGAACGAUUUGCCGAAGCUACUCACGAAUCCUACGGUGGAUUUCAUGCUCCGAUCAUGCAUCCUUGGCGAAAGGGCGACUUGGCCCCGGCUGAGUCGAAUAAAAGACCGUUGUGCCAUUGAGCUUGCGCUGGAUCGGGCCGUCCAUCACCUCCGCACCCGGGUCGUGUUUUCCGAGAGUCAGAGGAAUCUACGCGAGAUGAGCACAGAGAUGGGUCGCAUGCAGAUAAACAUGAUGCCUACUAUUGUCUCUCAGUCGCCCGCGCCGAUUGCUGGCCACUCGGCAACUAGCGCAAACCAACCCCGGAGACGGCGUCGAUCCGGCGGCAGCGUCCAAACACUACCCGAUGGACGGAUUGUGUUGGACAUGGGCAUCACAGACGAUGAAACGGCAGCUGAAGAGCGCGAUGAAUUGUUAUCGAGGUCGCAAGGCAACCAUUCCCCGACUGCUCAUCGCAAGCCGCGCCUCAAGAGAUCCAGCAAGAGCCAGAUCAAUGUUCCACAACACAAAGGACUUGCGACAACAGCUACCACACACGAUUUUCAUGCGACUCCCGAAUUCAACUUUUCGCGGCCGCCGAGCAAAGGAAUGGACAACUCGAGCCCUAUCCGUCCCAGCUCAAGCAGAUACACGUACUCCCGGCCGCUGACACCUACCAUGUGGUCCGAGCGGAUGGGCAGGCUGUCUCGCGGGGAGGCGACGUCGCCAACGGAUGACAUUGAAACCAGCGAGCUGGAUCACUCGAGCGACGCAGAUGCCGAGCAAGCUACUGAGGAGAGCGACCCGGAUCCAUAUGAUGCUGUGGCCAGGAGCGUAUCUGUGAAGAAGGGAAGACGAUGA